UGCACUCCUCUGACAAAGCUUAAUUUCAUCUCUCUGUUUGUACGUACCGCUCUGCUGCCCACGCCAAACACAAUGGAGGCAAAAGCGCGCCAUCACCUCGCUGCCAUCUCUUCUUCUCUCCGCUGAAAAUCCCUAAACUCCAAAGCUCCCCCUCCCCCCUCUCCGCCGGAACCGCAAGCCGCUCUCGUGCUUCCGCUCGUCACAAGAAGCAUACAGAGCUUGAAAUUUUCAUGAACAUAUGAUUUGGGUUGGUAUUGGUAGUUAUGCCGUUUCUUCGCUCGUGGUUAGUUAAGAUCGAAGAUCCUUUGCAUCGGGUUGAUAUGGAAGGGCAGAGUAGCCUCACCAACCCCAUACAAAUGCUGUCAUUGGGUUUCCGUGGGAAUGCUGUGGAUGAUGUCUCCGAGGCACUGGGAUACGAUCUGAACCAACAGAUUAUGAUGGAGGCUGGAAGGACUGCAGACCAAACUGAUGUUCUUUCUUUACCUUGGUGGAUUCAACCCGAAAAGCCAUCCCACAAUUACGUUGAGUGUCUAGCUGAGAGUUCAGCAUUUGUCCCAAGGUCUCCUUGUGAAGAUAUGUGGGAAAGCAUUCCUUCAUCUGUUGCUAGCAUACAUGAUGUUGGCAGGGUCUCUGAAUUCCAACGAGAUGGGUUGUACAGUGGUCUGGGCAAUGCUUGUGGUUCUAAAUCAACUGAUUUCUCUAGGGACAUGGACUCUUCAAAGAUGAAACUUCUGAGCCUACAUAAUGAAGAACUAGUGAAUACUCAACAUCAGCUUCCUGUGCAGUAUCAUACUUCAAGGACAGAUAAUCCAAAUUGGGAUAGCUAUGAUAGUGUUUCUCAAGUUGAUCCAAGAGCAACAAUUGACACACCUGGUUAUCCUUCCCAGCCACAUCACAGUGUUUCGAAGCAGAGAACUUUUUCAUCUGAAUAUAAUCGCAGGAUGCGAAUCGGUGAAAGGCUCAGUGCAUUGCAAGAACUGCUUCCAGAACCUGCAGAGGGUCGUCAAGUAUGUGUACUGGAUGAUGUAAUUGACCAAAUCAAGUUUUUGAAGCUUCAGAUAAAGGAUUUAAGUAGAAGCAGAUUGGGAGGUGAACCGAUUGCUGAACCUAUCAUUUUCCACGAGGGAUAUGGUCACUACUUUUGCCACCAGCAGAUGCUGAAUGAACCUCUCGAAGAAAUGAUCGGAAAAUUACUGGAGGUAGAUGUACUGGCAGCAAGCGAGCUGUUGGAGAAGAAAGGUCUUGUGCUGCUGCCAAUGGAAUACUCCGAAGAUUCAGCUUGAGUUAGAUACUUUGCACACUACAUAAAUAUCAUGUUUAAUGUUGCUCUUUUGUUGAAUUUCAUGAGAUUUCAUCAAAAUAUGAAUUGUGACUUGCCGCACAAGAUUCUCGAUGUGAACACUUGCAAAUUGCGACGAGUUUGGCAAGCUUGGAGAAUCUUGUUCUUUCUGUGUAGCAACUAGUAAAUCUUCUAACAAAUUCACUUUUGGGGAUUUCUCGUCA
Pyrus x bretschneideri (Chinese white pear) is the source of this 1503-nucleotide messenger RNA. RefSeq lists its product as uncharacterized. The coding region runs from base 264 to 1283 and encodes 339 amino acids. Gene Ontology annotation, cellular component: nucleus. The transcript has 8 exons. Gene Ontology annotation, molecular function: protein dimerization activity; DNA-binding transcription factor activity, RNA polymerase II-specific; RNA polymerase II cis-regulatory region sequence-specific DNA binding. The record is from RefSeq and is a predicted model, not a curated record. Gene Ontology annotation, biological process: regulation of transcription by RNA polymerase II. NCBI's taxonomy places the organism in Eukaryota, Viridiplantae, Streptophyta, Magnoliopsida, Rosales, Rosaceae.